UAUAGUAGAGACUCCUGUAGUAAUAAUACUAGACCUAGAGUCAGCUGUAAGAUCAUCCAUGAUCAUGUUUCUAGUUCUACUCCUGGUCCUGAAAACCAGUUCAACAGGAUCCAGAGUAUCCAGGAGUAAACAAAGUAAUGUGAAUAUUCAGAUACAAGUGCAACAGAGGUUAGAGGAGGGUGUUCCAGCAAAUUUAACCUGUAUCUUACACACUGUAGAUCAGACUAUAGAAAGUGUUCUGGAACCAUCCUUUAGAAUAGUUGAUGGUGAUGAACUAGCUGUUACUGGGUUAGAAAAUUCUCCAAUAGAUGGUGGAAUAUCAUUUUCGGGACAGUUUACCCCCACUGCCGAGAUGAACUUGAAACUGCUGAUUUGUGAACUAGGAUUGGAGACUUCAACGCCGACCAUGCUCCGGGUCAUGAGUACAUCUGGCUUACCAAAAGGACGGUCUAUUGGAAAUACUAGAUCUAUGUUUAGUAUAGUAGACAGAUACCCACAUGGACAGCCAGCUCAGAUUCCUGAAAUUAUCUUAAAAACAGAAAUCAGGUUUAAUUUCAACUGCUCCUCUCAAGAUGUUUGGCUGGAUUGCAAAUGGAAAUUUCCAAUAUCUGAGGAACCAUGUGCUAUGUAUAAAAGUUCAAGUACGCAGAGCUGUAGUUUUGGUGACUUUAAGAUUAAUUAUCACAAAUCAGGAGCUCUUCAUGUAUGUUCUAUAUUUGGAACAUUAGAUCCUACCAUUGAUUUACAGGGAGAUUGGAAUUGUGAUCUAACGAGCCUACCCAUUGAAGAGGAUAAAUAUGAUGAUGAUCAACAAUUUUUUAAAUUGAAAUAUCUCAAACCUGCCUUGGUGUCAUUCACUCAGGAAGGAAGACGUGGAGGAGAAAAGGAGUUGUUUGAAGGAGAAAAUUUAGAGAUGACCUGCUCCGCUACUCAAGGUUUCCCGGAACCUGAAAUAGUCUGGCUUCUUAACUCACAACCAGUCAACUUCGAUUCAAGGUUUAAAGUUCUAGAGACCGUUGGACCCCGACUAGAUAGCGCCUACAAUUACUUUCUAAAACAGAGAAUUCAAUACACUGCUUCCACUCAAGAGAAUGGGAAAACAAUCAGCUGUAAAGUUGUUCAGACCGAUGAUGAAGAAAACAUCAGUGAGGUAUAUGAUAAGGAUGAACCUCAAAUUCAUCUUUUUAUUAAAGAUAUACCUCUUCCUCCUCCUGCAGUUGUAACAGCUGAGAUGAUUGCUGGAAUAGUUUUGGUCAUCAUAGCUUUACUUCUGGCCCUGGCUGUAGUAGGUUUUGCUUUCUACACUAAAAGAUGGUGUUUCACUACUCCAAUAGUAACAAUGCCUGUGGAGGCACAUAAGAGCCGAGAGACUGGGGAAAUGAUAAUUCAAACUGAGGAAAUGAAUGAAAUUAAACUAACAAGGGAAUAUAAUAUAUUAUAGUUGUUUAAAACCUCUUCACGACCAAACUCUACACACUGUAAAUUAGAAUUUGAAUUUACUUCACAGGUGGGAAAAGUAAAAGAAAAUACACUAAUAUGAGAUAUAUCUUCAAAGAAAAACUUUUUGCUUCCUUUAUUACGAAAUAUCGAUUAAUUUCUGAACACAAA
Eurytemora carolleeae is the source of this 1608-nucleotide messenger RNA. RefSeq lists its product as uncharacterized. Lineage: Eukaryota; Metazoa; Arthropoda; Copepoda; Calanoida; Temoridae. The record is from RefSeq and is a predicted model, not a curated record. The coding region runs from base 59 to 1441 and encodes 460 amino acids. The transcript is spliced from 17 exons.